AUGGGUGCCCCAAGCAAUUUUUUGUCCCUUCUAUGCCUCGUUCUAUCUGUGAUUUCCCUCCGUUAUGACCCCGAACAUGAGGGAUACAAUCUCAAUUUGAACAAGACGGCGAUUGACCCACUAGACUAUUGGGGAGAGUGGGAGAAUCACACCUUUCAUCCGUCACCCAAGAACUGGAGAUUCCCUUUCUACGUUCUUACUCUCGAUCGAUAUGUGGAUGGUGAUCCAACGAACAAUGAAGCCAAUGACACCAUCUUUGAGCACGACUGGCAAAGCAACCAAUUCCGCUUUGGAGGUGAUGCCAAAGGGCUCAUGAAUAACUUGGACUACAUCCAAGGAAUGGGAAUCAAAUGCAUAUAUCUUUCUGGCACACCGUUCAUCAAUAUGCCGUGGUCAUCAGAUGGAUUCGGUGCCUUGGAUUUCACCUUACUUGAUCACCAUCAUGGUCUAAUUGAAGACUGGCGAGCACUCAUCACUGAAAUACAUGCACGUAGCAUGUAUGUGAUACUUGAUAAUACGCUAGGUACAAUGGGAGACUUGCUACAGUGGGUAGGCUCCGAAAACGUCACCGCUCCUUUCAAAUGGGGCGAGUAUGAUGUAAGAUAUAAAACAAGCCGACAAUACCACGAUUUCCAAAUUAGCAACAGGAUAAAUGCAUCGUGCAAAUACCCACGUAUGUGGGGUGAAGAUGGUUAUCGUCUUCGGAAUCAGUCCGUAAUCGAUGCAAUGGAUCUCGAGUGCAGAGACAGCGAGUUUGAUCAGUAUGGCGACAUGAAAGGUGUCGGCGAAGUUCCAAGCUGGGAAACUCAGUUGGCCAAAUUUGCAGGUGUGCAGGAUCGCCUUCGAACCUGGCGCAAUGAUGUCCUCGAAAAGAUAAUGCAUUUUUCAUGCAUUCAGAUUGCCAUGCUCGAUAUUGAUGGUUUCCGUAUGGAUAAAGCCGCCCAAACCCCGAUUGAUGUCCAUGCAAAAUGGUCCGAUCACCAAAGAGCAUGCGCAAAGCGGUUCGGCAAAGAAAACUUUCUCAUCGUUGGUGAGAUCGUCAGCAAGAUUCCUUACGCUUCUUUGCUGGUCGGGCGGGGAAAGGAGCCUAGUAUGGCGUUCGAUAAUAUGUCGCAGGCGGUAGCAUCUAUCAAUGUCAAGGACCAAGGCAAAUAUCUUCGCCCGUUCGGUUCUGUUGCAUUGGAUGGAGACGCUUUUCACUAUCCAUUUUACGGUGCGAUGACACGAUUUCUCGGUCUAGAUGGACCUAUCGGUCUCGAGGGUGUUGACUUUGUUGCGCUUUGGCACGACCUUCUCCUGCACGAAGAUAUGGCAAAUGCUUACACUGGCGAAUUCGAUCCACGUCAUCUGUGGGGUAUGACGAACCAAGAUGUAUUCCGCUGGCCGGCUCUUGCAAACGGAACCCAGAGACAUUUGAUUGGACUUUUCAUUGCAAAUCUAAUGAUGCCGGGGGCGCCUUUUCAGCUGUGGGGUGAAGAACAAGAAUCGUAUAUUCUUGAAAAUCAAGCAGCUGACUACGUUUUUGGGCGAACUCCCAUGGCGUCCCAGAGGGCCUGGCAGUUACAUGGCUGCUACAAGCUGGGUGCGGAGGUAUACGUGGAUUUGCCAUUUGACAAAGCCCUGCAUGGCUGUGGAGAUGACUCCGUCAGUUUGGAUCAUCGAGAUCCAUCACACUUUAUGCGCAACAUAUUGAAAAGGCAUUACGAACUUCGCAACCAAUAUACAAUUCUCAAUGAAGGCGCAUACCUCCAGACGUUGUCUAGUCAAUUGCACGAUAUCUAUUUGCAUGGCAGUCUUGGGAUGCCUUCACCUAUGGGAAUUUGGAGCAUCUACCGGGGCCGCUUCCCAGAUGUGCAGGACUUUUCCAACACGGGUGAUGCCGGCAAUCAAGGUGUCUGGAUCGUGUAUUCAAAUGACAACAAGACGGUCAAUUACACUUUCGAUUGCCACGAUCAAGACAAGGCCCUGCUAGCGCCGUUCCCCCAGCAAACCAUCGUUAAGAAUUCGUUCUAUCCGUACGAAGAAAUUGUGCUUGAGACAUCUAACGCCAAACUCGGCAUCGAGAAUUCAACCGAAUUCAAUGGGUGCAUCAGCAGCAUUGAAAUGCAACCUUGGGAUUAUAAACUUUUCGUCCCGAGAGAGAUGUUCAUUCACCCUCGUCCCACCAUUACCGGCGUAGUUCCCGGGCAUGAUCAACGCCUUGUUUCGAGAUCGGGAGUUUCAAGCGCUCAAACAAUACCAAUCGAGAUCUACUUUUCGAGCGAGAUGAAUUGCCAAGAUCUAAUCCGUAGCUUCUCUAUUCAAUCGUCUACAGGCACCGGCGAGGUCGCUCGUUUGAACGCUUCUAGCGUGAUUUGUACUAAAAUCCCACCUAAGAAACAACGAUACGUCGGACAGAUCGCUUCCCAAUGGGUUUUCAAAGGCACACUAGAGAACGUGUACGACGGCAUACACGUGUACACUGUUACUAAUGUCUCUACCUUCUCAAGUGAACCCCUAUACACUCAUUCGACAGACCACUUCAUGUUCCGUAUUGGCAGGCCCGAAAACCCGAUGGUUUUUCCCAUCACCGCAAAUUACUCGACCUCGCUACUUUACCUUGACCACAAAAGCAACGAGCUAACUGUAGUUCAUAAGGCAACGGGUGCUGACAAGUGGCAGUACACGCUCAACUGGGGAAAAACAUGGAGCGACUGGAAGAAUUACACUGGCCAAAAUUCAACGAUCCAACCGCAAUCAUGGGUCGGCACCAAGGAUCAAAAGUGGGCCGGCGAGCAUGUGAUAAUUCGAUAUUGGAGCGAGAAAGCUGGUAGUAUGGAGCAUGUUCAGCACGGCGAUGUAGGAGUACACAUUUCCCGGAGAUGGCCACACAUGCAUGUCACAGGCCCAUGGAAUCUUUACGGGUUUGAUUCAGGUCUACCAGACUCUAUGCAUUAUACGGGCAAGGGCCAAUGGUCAUUUGACAUCAUGACGGAGUAUCCCACGGAUGUGAUCCUCAGCACAUGGGGAAUUAACCCUGAUGGCCAACCUGACAAGUCCAAGAUGUAUGGUGAUGUGGACCGUGACGGGGUUCUCGAUUUUCUCCCACCGACCAGUUUGGGGAAGAAUGUCAUCAACAUCACUGAUCCAGGCAUGCCACAUGUUGGGGUAAGAAUCAUUGCAAACGAUGGAGAUCUACGCUAUAGCUUUGAACCUGUUGGCUCAGCCUGGACUCAGUUGAUAAUAGCCAUUCUUCUCGCUAUUGUACCCUUCGGUACCGGCUCACUGGCGGUCUGGUUAUUUGUGAAGUCAUUCUACCAUGUCAAGUUCAACGAGCUCGGCUUCCAAAACAGUCGCAGAAAGCUUUUGAGCGGGUUUCAAGGACUCUCACCAAUUACUUUCACAAGUACAGCUGGUGCGUCUUUUUACGGCCGAAAACCGAUGACAGGACACAAUCAGCGAGGCGAAGACGUCGUCAUUGAUAAUGAACUUCAUCGACGACGCAAUAUACUCAUCGCAACGAUGGAAUAUGAAAUUGAAGAUUGGAGAAUCAAGGUCAAGAUUGGUGGGCUUGGAGUGAUGGCCGCACUGAUGGGCAAGAACCUUCAACACCAUAACCUAAUCUGGGUUGUGCCUUGCGUUGGCGGUGUCAACUAUCCAGUGGAUGAAGUUGGUGAACCUAUGAACAUCAUGAUUAUGGGGCAGGUAUACAAUAUCCCCGUUCAGUAUCAUCGCUACCAGAACAUUACUUUUGUUCUUCUAGAUGCACCAGUUUUCCGCCACCAAACCAAAAAUGAGCCAUACCCAUCCCGAAUGGACGACUUGGAGAGUGCGAUAUACUAUUCUGCAUGGAACCAAUGCAUUGCAGAGACGAUACGCCGUUUUCCUGAAAUCGAAAUUUAUCACAUCAACGACUAUCAUGGGGCCCUAGCUCCUUUGUAUCUCCUCCCGUCCGUUACGCUGCCUUGCUGUUUGUCUCUCCACAAUGCAGAGUUUCAAGGUCUAUGGUCAAUAAAACGUCCUGAGGACAUGGAUGAAAUAUGCAGAGUAUUCAGUCUAAGCCAGGAUAUUGUUAGAAAGUACGUUCAGUUCGGAGAGGUCUUCAAUUUGCUUCAUGCCGCAGCAAGUUACCUUCGCAUCCACCAACGAGGAUUUGGCGCCGUUGGUGUCUCGAGAAAGUAUGGCAAGCGAUCUUUCGUGCGAUAUCCAAUCUUUUGGGGAUUGUCGCAUGUUGGCUCACUUCCAAACCCGGACCCUUCUGAUACUGCAGCCUGGGACAAGGAUCAUAAACUUCCCGAUGCCGUCACUAUCAACGAUGAACAGGAAGCACAGCGCGGUGCGCUUCGAACUCAAGCCCAGGAAUGGGCGGGCCUUCAUGUCGAUCCCGAUGCUGAGCUCUUUGUUUUUGUUGGCCGGUGGUCUAUGCAGAAAGGUGUCGAUAUUAUUGCAGAUAUUUUCCCUUCAAUACUGGAGAGAAAUGCGAAAGCGCAGUUGAUCUGUGUCGGCCCCGUUAUUGACCUCCAUGGCAAAUUUGCUGCUAUGAAACUUCAGCGUCUAAUGGAGAUUUAUCCAGAGCGAGUGUGUUCAAAGCCAGAGUUCACGGUUCUCCCGCCUUGCAUAUUCAGUGGGGCUGAAUUUGCACUAAUACCAUCACGGGAUGAACCGUUUGGUCUUGUCGCUGUAGAAUUUGGCCGUAAAGGUGCGCUUGGUAUUGGCUCACGAGUCGGUGGCCUUGGAUCAAUGCCUGGAUGGUGGUUCACCGUCGAGUCUAUGGCAACGAGACACCUCGUUCGACAGUUCCAAGCAGCGAUCACCACUGCUAUGAACUCUUCCAGGGAGACCCGCGCUGAAAUGCGAGCCCGAUCGUCUCUCCAACGGUUUCCCGUUGCGCAAUGGCAAGAAGGAUUAGAACAGCUCCAGGCUGGUUCCAUCAAAGUACACGAGAGGGUAGCCAGAGCACGCAGUUCAAUCAAACCCGGCGAAUCUACACCUCCAAUAUCCACUCCUCUGCCAUCAGCACCGGGCUCCGCACUAACCUCACCCAUCAAUACGAGGCCUCCAAGCAUUCGAGGAAAUCGAAUAGCCUACCGCACGCAAAGUCGGGGACCUAGCCCUUCAAGAGAAUCGUCUUCUGAGACAUCCUCAUUGAAUAGAAAGAGGAUUGAUGACAGUACUGGAGAACAUGUGAGCCGGCCACAGCUCACAUUAGAUGUCGGCUCUGCAGCAGUGUCUGCUUCAUUCACUGCUCCACACACCAUGCCUGUAUUAUCAACUCCAAUUGGACGCAUUCAUAAUUAUGGGCUGUUUCCGAUUUCAAUCGGUAGUGGACCAAAUGAUUUCCCCAACCUUCAAGAGCCGCUCUCUCCUGCGUCAAUGGACCUCCGACGAGGACUAGGCCGCGCGUCCAUAAAUCGACAUCUAUCCCGUCAGAACUCGCAAGACUCGAAUACGUCGCUUUCCUCUGCGUCCAACUCUUUUCUCCCAUUAGACACUCAAGCAAGGAGCCUGACAACCCUGUCAUCUACAGGUCUGCCGGAUGUUCAACCCUCAAAUCUUACGGUGAAGUCUGUCAUUGGGGAAGAUAGUAACUACAGGAUGCAAAAGGUGGACCCGUUUUUCACAGACUCACAAGGGGUCUACACGAGGCAAUUUGAUCGUCUUCUUGGCGGACUGAACGGUCGUACUUCAACUAAAGAGUUAUGUAUCGAGGAGUUCAUCAUCCGCUCUGAGAAGAAUUGGUUCUCGCGUUUCUACGAUGCUAAACUUGGUGUCAAAGAGAAAGUCGCCCAAUUGGGUGGUGAGGAUCUUUCAAGCUCUGCUAGUGUGCCAAGUGUCAGUGUUUCAGGUUCUCAAUCCUCAACUUCUGGUGUUGAUGAAUUUGAGCUCGGCGCAAAUUACUUACCACCAUCGGGACUGCGAAAGAUCAUCCAGUACAAGAUCCGCGACUGGCCGGUCUACUCCUUCCUACUUGCCCUCGGACAGAUCCUCGCGGCAAACUCAUAUCAAAUAACUCUCCUUACAGGUGAAAUUGGACAAAGUGCCACCAAACUUUAUGUAAUCGCCUCAAUAUACCUCACUGCUUCAGUCAUCUGGUGGAGUACAUUUCGCCUUGCCGCAUCUCGCUAUGUAAUUACUCUCCCAUUCCUAUGUUAUGGCCUGGCAUUCUUCCUCCUGGGUAUGGCACCAUAUGGUAAGAGCAUAGCGGCACGAGGAUGGCUCCAAAACACGGCGACGGGGAUCUACGCUCUCGCAUCAGGUUCUGGCUCACUCUUCUUCGCGCUUAAUUUUGGAUCAGAAGGUGGCACCGCAACCCACUCAUGGGUAUUCCGCGCCUGUGCCAUCCAAGGUACACAACAACUUUACGUGACUGUCUUAUGGUAUUGGGGUUCUCACCUGUCAUCCCUUUCGUCUAGCGGAUACAAGCUUUCAUCAACAUCAGCCAUAACAAAUACACCAUAUAUCACGGCAAUCACCACGCCUAUCGCCAUACUAUUCGCCUUCAUAUCAUAUGCUCUUUUUACUGGACUCCCCUCAUUCUACUGUUCCAGUCCUGGCUCCCAUCCCUCAUUCUACAAGUCGCUCGUACGUCGUAAGGUAAUCAUGUGGUUCUUCAUCGUUGUGAUCCUUCAGAACUACUUUCUUUCGGCACCCUAUGGUCGAAACUGGGCCUACUUGUUCUCUUCUCGCCUUGCCCCUACAUGGUCGAUCAUACUUCUCGUCGUCCUUUUUUUUGUAAUUGUCUGGUUUCUUCUAUUCUUCAUUCUCCAUCGUCUCUCGAUCGAACACUCCUGGGUCCUACCCAUGUUCGCCAUUGGCCUUGGUGCACCACGAUGGUGCCAGAUUCUCUGGUCAACUAGCGGGAUGGGAUCCUACAUCCCGUGGGCUCUCACCCCUACGCUGGGCUCAAUCCUGGGACGUGCACUGUGGUUAUGGCUGGGCGUUCUCGAUGCCGUCCAAGGCGUUGGUUUCGGCAUGAUCUUACUUCAAACCAUGACCAGAUUCCACGUCGCUUUUACGCUCACUGUGGCGCAAGUUGUUGGUAGCCUUGCAACAAUAGCAGCGAGGGCAACGGCGCCAGACCGACUUGGUCCUGGGGGCGUAUUUCCAAAUUUUGCUUUGCGAGGCUUUGCUGACGGUGCGAAAGAGGGCCAUUUCUGGGGUGCACUUGUAGCACAAGGAGUUGUUUGCGUUGGUUUUGCGGUUUGGUUCCGCAAGGAGCAGCUUUGUAAGCCUUGA
This is a messenger RNA of Aaosphaeria arxii CBS 175.79, 7215 nucleotides long. RefSeq names its product glycosyltransferase family 5 protein. Gene Ontology annotation, molecular function: alpha-1,3-glucan synthase activity. The transcript has 4 exons. NCBI's taxonomy places the organism in Eukaryota, Fungi, Ascomycota, Dothideomycetes, Pleosporales. The coding region runs from base 1 to 7215 and encodes 2404 amino acids. Gene Ontology annotation, biological process: fungal-type cell wall (1->3)-alpha-glucan biosynthetic process. Gene Ontology annotation, cellular component: fungal-type cell wall. The record is from RefSeq and is a predicted model, not a curated record.